CACUUUCUCCUUUUUCCUUCAUAAACCCCGCUGCUUUACAUCAUCUUUUUCAUGUGUGUGUGCUUCUUCUUUAACUGAGGGCAGUAAUGGAGAAGGAAAACGAUGCUUGGUUUGAUAGAUUUGGAGAUGAGGGGCUUGUGAGUGAUCUUCUUGACGAUCAAUCUCCUUUCUUUAUGCUGGCACAAGAGUCGACUGAUUAUGUUCAAGGAUCAUCAAAUAUUGAAGAGGCUGACACAAACAGACUUAUGGCGACUACGUAUUCUGGUCCCCGGGUUGAAGAUGUUGAGAAUGCUUUAUCAUCGGUCACAACAACGGAAGACCAAAACCAACAACUACUUCAACAAGCUAGAAUUUCAUUGCUGGAAAGAGGAUUGAAUGGUAAAAUAGAGAACAAGUAUACUUUAAAGAUCAAGUGCUGUGGCAAUGGAAUGGCUGAUGAUGGAUAUAAAUGGAGAAAAUAUGGGCAAAAAUCCAUCAAAAACAGUCCAAAUCCCAGUUUCUCCAAGCUCGCCUGCGUCUUUUCCGGCUCUGUACGCUUCUCGCUCCGGAGUCACCCGUGCCGAUUCACACUCCUCACUGUGUCACCGCAGGAAUCGCUUUUAUCCGCUGCUCAGAGCAAUGCCUGCAUUUCGCCUGGCCAUGGAGGGUUAAGUGCACGAUUGUCGAAUUUGGAUUUGAUCCUCGCAAACCCUACGGUUCGGCGUUUUUUCUGCGGUGGAGCACCCAAGAAGAGUAGUCAGUUGAUGUUUCAUCUUUGUUAUUUUCUGUUUAGAAAGCUCACUAACCCUUUUUUUUACGUCAAAAAGGAAAGAACUUUUGCUUAUUACUUUGAAUGCCUUGAUGUAGUGUGUGAGAAUUACCGUCCAAAGAACAAGACUGAAAUUCCCAAAAGCAAAUAAAGGGAAAUCCCAGUCCAAAGGUAACCUAUUGAGUGUAAUUAUUUUCUUUUUGCCCACUUGAAUCUUGCAAUGAUUGCUUGAGAAUUUAUUAAUGUGUUUGGAGUAGGACUUAUGAGAUGGGCAGCUAUUGGGUAUGUAUUUUGUCCUGUCCAUUGUUCUAUUUCCAUUGGAAUAGAGUGAUUUUUCCUGUGGCCUUCUUGAAUUUCAGUUGUAUUUUGAUGGCUCUGGAUGUUCACCUUACUGUGCUACUCUAGCUUAUAAGAUAUACUGACAUUUUUUUUCUCCUUGCUGACACACAAAAAGGGAACAUUUCUAUACUAAACUUACUCUAACAAUCUUCUCUGUCCAUGAUUUAAUUUUUGUUGGACAAUGUGGAAUCUGCAAAAUUAGAGAAAACAUUUUAAUUUGGUGGAGACUGGAGUCUUUUGCAAAUUACUGUCAAAGUCAACAGUUUGUGCUGUGGAAAACAUGACAAUACUAUUGAAAAGGUUACAAUUAUUUGGUAAAAUUAAGAAAUUGUGUGUCGUAGA
Molecule: messenger RNA, 1429 nt
Organism: Rubroshorea leprosula
Lineage: Eukaryota; Viridiplantae; Streptophyta; Magnoliopsida; Malvales; Dipterocarpaceae
Source: the annotation of a GenBank genome assembly